Molecule: messenger RNA, 656 nt
Organism: Cuscuta campestris
Lineage: Eukaryota; Viridiplantae; Streptophyta; Magnoliopsida; Solanales; Convolvulaceae
Source: the annotation of a GenBank genome assembly
UUGGACAGUGGAGCAUGGAGUGAUCAAUGUCAUCGUUAUCUUUAUGGCAAAGAGGACAGGAACUGGGAAGGGCUGCCGUGAAACGGUAUAGGUUUUUAGGGAAAGGAAGGGCACUGUUUAAGAGUCUCCACAAGAAGAUCUUGAUUUUUGGGAUGUUUGAGCUGUGCCAAAUGUAUUUACAGGAUAAUAGGUUUGUCCCACUUCCAUGGACCAUGUUGAAAGCACUCUUGAGGCUGAAGUUUCCUCCUUCCCAAAGCAAGCCUGAACUAGUGGUGGUGGUAUGGGAUGUUGCCAGAUCAUUACAUCUGCAAAUCCUUUUCCAUGUUGGAGAGUCAGUGAUCCUUUCCUUCAUGAUUCCUGUUUUCAUAUACCUGGCUCUCACAUAGGGCCCCCAUAUCCCAAUGUCAUUUCUUGCCUUCCACCAAAGUUUAAGGGUGUAUGCUUGUUGUAGGUCCUUUAACCUUUUGAUCCCCAGCCCUCCCUCUACCUCAGGUUUUGUUAUUUGUGCCCAUCUAACCUAGUGGUGUUUAUGGGAUCCUUCCUUUUGUCCCCACAAAAAGUUGGCCAUGUAUCUGUUGAGGGUGUGGAUGAUUGAUUUGGGAAUGGUGUGGACUGCAAGGAUAUGUAAUGGGAUUGAAGAAAGAACAUGUUUUAUU